Penicillium argentinense is the source of this 1059-nucleotide messenger RNA. It is a transcript of the gene rpn8, whose product is annotated as proteasome regulatory particle lid subunit RPN8. Gene Ontology annotation, molecular function: metallopeptidase activity; protein binding. Lineage: Eukaryota; Fungi; Ascomycota; Eurotiomycetes; Eurotiales; Aspergillaceae. Gene Ontology annotation, cellular component: proteasome regulatory particle; proteasome complex. Gene Ontology annotation, biological process: proteasome-mediated ubiquitin-dependent protein catabolic process. The transcript has 3 exons. The record is from RefSeq and is a predicted model, not a curated record. Bases 1 to 1059 code for a protein of 352 amino acids.
AUGCCUGCCACUACGGCGGACACACUAUCCCUCGUCAACCGCUCCGUCACGGUUGCUCCGUUAGUCCUGCUCUCCGUCGCCGAUCACUACGGCCGGACUGCCAAGGGAACCCGGAAGCGUGUCGUGGGUGUUUUGCUCGGUGAGAGCUCGGGUGGCAAUGUGCGAGUAUCCAACAGUUUUGCAGUCCCGUUCGAGGAGGAUGAGAAGGACCCCUCAGUGUGGUUCCUAGACCACAAUUUUGUCGAGUCGAUGGGAGACAUGUUCAAGAAAAUCAAUGCUCGUGAGAAGCUGGUCGGCUGGUACCACUCGGGCCCCAAGCUGCGCGCCUCGGAUCUGGAGAUCAAUGAGCUCUUCAAGAAAUACACACCAAACCCCUUGCUGGUGAUCGUGGAUGUCCAGCCGAAGGAAGUGGGCGUUCCGACAGAUGCGUACUUUGCGGUGGAUGAGAUCAAGGAUGACGGUACAACGACUUCCAAGACGUUCGUGCACACCCCGUCGAUAAUCGAAGCCGAGGAGGCAGAGGAGAUUGGUGUAGAGCACCUGCUCCGGGAUAUCAGAGACGUUGCCGUUGGCACUCUUUCUACUCGAAUCACUUCACAGCUGCAGUCAUUGCAAGGACUGCACCUCCGACUACGCGAUAUUGGCCAAUACCUCCAGAAAGUCCUCGAUGGCGAGCUCCCCGUCAACCACGCCAUUCUGGGUAACCUCCAGGACGUCUUCAAUCUCCUCCCGAACUUGUCCACACCCGCGGCGCAACCGGCCGUCAGUGGCCAGGAGCAGCCUAUCGAGAACAGCGAGCUUGCACGGGCCAUGAGCGUCAAGACGAACGAUCAAUUGAUGGCCAUCUAUAUCAGCAGUUUGAUCCGUGCCAUCACAGCUUUCCACGACCUCAUCGAGAACAAGAUCCAAAACCGCCAGCAGCAGGAGGAAAAUGACUCAAAGCGGGAGCAAGAGCUGAGUGCGGCCAAGGAAGAGAAGGAUGCUAAGAAGACCACUGGGUCGAACAGCGAGCAGAAGGAGGAGCAGGAUGCCUCUGAUAAGAGCAAGAAGAAGAGCUAA